Molecule: messenger RNA, 2439 nt
Organism: Equus caballus (horse)
Lineage: Eukaryota; Metazoa; Chordata; Mammalia; Perissodactyla; Equidae
Gene: YIPF5
Product: Yip1 domain family member 5
Biological process (GO): vesicle fusion with Golgi apparatus; regulation of ER to Golgi vesicle-mediated transport; endoplasmic reticulum to Golgi vesicle-mediated transport
Cellular component (GO): trans-Golgi network; membrane
Source: RefSeq, a predicted model, not a curated record
GUCACCGCGCCUGCGCGAGCCGCCGUGCCCCGGAAGCAGUUCUUUGGCCCUGUGACACGUAGCAACGGGUCCAGUUCAGGGUCUAAAACUGAGUUUGGGGGUUAUUUGGGGCUGCUGGAGCUACUGCCGCCACCGCCUCCGCGUUUGAUCGUUUGCAAUGUCAGGCUUUGAUAACUUAAACACGGAUUUCUACCAGACAAGUUACAGCAUCGAUGACCAGUCACAGCAGUCCUAUGAUUAUGGAGGAAGUGGAGGACCCUAUAGCAAACAGUAUGCUGGCUAUGACUACUCGCAGCAAGGCCGAUUUGUCCCUCCAGACAUGAUGCAGCCACAGCAGCCAUACACUGGGCAGAUUUUCCAUCCAACUCAGACGUACACUCCAACCACAUCUCAGCCAUUCUAUGGAAACAACUUUGAGGAUGAGCCACCUUUAUUAGAAGAAUUAGGUAUCAAUUUUGACCACAUCUGGCAAAAAACACUAACAGUGUUACAUCCAUUAAAAGUAGCAGAUGGCAGCAUCAUGAAUGAGACUGAUUUGGCAGGACCAAUGGUGUUUUGCCUUGCCUUUGGAGCCACCUUGUUACUGGCUGGCAAAAUCCAGUUUGGCUAUGUAUAUGGGAUCAGUGCAAUUGGAUGUCUAGGAAUGUUUUGUUUAUUAAACUUAAUGAGUAUGACAGGUGUUUCAUUUGGUUGUGUGGCAAGUGUCCUUGGAUAUUGUCUUCUUCCCAUGAUCCUACUCUCCAGCUUUGCAGUGAUAUUUUCUUUGCAAGGCAUGGUAGGAAUCAUUCUCACUGCUGGAAUCAUUGGAUGGUGUAGCUUUUCUGCUUCCAAAAUUUUUAUUUCUGCGUUAGCCAUGGAAGGACAGCAACUUCUAGUAGCAUAUCCUUGUGCUUUGCUAUACGGAGUCUUUGCCCUAAUUUCUGUUUUUUGAACUGAAUUUAUCUGGGAUGUGGACAUCGUUGGGCAAAAUACACAAAAAGGACUCUGAACUCUUAAAUUGGACCAAGAAACUGCUACAGUGCAACUCUCAUGCAGAUCCAAUGUUCGACUGUUGGAGCAGUGGAAGUAAACGUGUAUCUAUUGUUCAUUUUUAUGGAACUUUUGAAUACUCUCUUGGAUUUACCUGCAAUAUGACUAGCUUUAAGUGUUUGUGCUUAUACAAAUAAGAAGUGCUAUUUCUUUCCUGUUCCUGCAGCCUUUGGAAAACAACUUUUCUCCAUGCAAAUUACAUUAGGGUGUUUUUGAUAGAUUUUUGUCAACUGUGGAAAACUAAUCACAGAGCUGAUAAUCUUUCUUAAAAACAACCCACUCAUAGUGAAGAAGACACAAGACGUACUACAGAAAUACUUUUUCAAGGAAUUAGGAAAGAAAAAUUCCCUGUAUUCUCGAGGCAGAUGUGCUUGAAGCAAAAAAGUGAGCCCAACCUAGAGUUUUAUGAGUUUGCACUUCAAAAAUUUGACAUUCCGUAAAUUAUCUCAUGAAAUUUUUGCUAAAAUUCGUCGAUUCAAGAAGUUCCCAGUCUACCUUAUUGUAGACGUGAAAUGUGAACAUCUGUUUAGAUAUUAGCAUUAACUAAACCAUAGUGACCGAGGUAGGCCACAUUAAUGUUCAUAGUUGGGUCUCCAUGUUUCCCAGGCAAAAAGAAAAUCACUAACCUUUUUUUGAGAAAAAUAUUUAAAAUGUCACAAUUUCAAUAUUGCAGUUAUCAAUGUAAAGUGCAUUUGAUGCUUAUUAAUUAAAAUUUUCCCAAUUCAUUUAAACUGUGUUGUUGAGUUUACUUUUGCUAAAGCACUGUUCUCGGUGUCCCAUUUUCUUUCUUUAUUUUUUUUUUCUUUUUUUGAGGAAGAUUAGCCCUGAGCUAACAUCUGCCAUCAAUCCUCCUCAUUUUGCUGAGGAAAACUGACCCUGAGCUAACAUCUGCACCCAUCUUCCUCCACUUUAUAUGUGGAACACCUGCCACAGCAUGGCUUGACAAGCAGUGCAUAGGUCUGCACCCGGGAUCCGAAGUGGCAAACCCCAGGCCAUUGAAGCGGAACGUGCACAUUUAACUGCUGUGCCACCUGGCCAGCCCCCUCAGUGUCCCCUUUUCUUUAACUAGGAUCUGAUUUUGCCUUGUAUCCCAAUUUAUUUUAAGCUUUAAGAAUAGAAGUCAUCUAGUAUAGAAUCAGGAAAACAGAGAUUAAACAAGCAAUUUAUUUUGAGUUACAACAUUAUUUCUUUGUAUUAAGUUUAUUUGGUUUAUAUUGUCAUGCUCUCUUGCCAAAGAAACUGUAAGAAAAUACUGUAUCUUUUAUAUUGAUCAUUGGCUUUUUCUGGAGAAAUGGCCGAUGAUUCUGGACAAAGCUCACGUUUAUGAGAAAGAUGCCAUAUGGGGAAGAAAAUGUUGCCUUUUUGUAAAAACAAAACUUUCAGACUAAAUAAAAAGAAAUGCCAAGCUGA